CUAUUGUUACUUAAUUUAUUAUUAAUUUGAUUCAAACUUUAUAGACAAUUGUGUCAUAUUUUGUUUGAAUCAAAGAUUGUUGUAUGGAAACGUAGAUGAGACCUCACAUAAUUGAUCUCAUCUGCUAGCUCAUACAAAGGCAAAGAAAAUUGUCUACUUUUUUCAGAAAUAAAUCUGAGCACAAGUGUACAUCAUCAUACCUACCUAAAUUUUAAGAUACACGAGUUUGAGAGAUGGCGGGUGGAGGUGUUGUUCUCGCAAACAAUGGAAAGCAAUUCGAAGGAAAGGUGACACCCUUCGUGUUGGUCACAUGUUUGGUGGCGGCCAUGGGAGGUUUACUUUUUGGUUAUGAUCUUGGUAUUACUGGAGGAGUGACUUCCAUGGAACCAUUCCUGAUCAAAUUCUUCCCUAGUGUUUACAAGCAAAUGAAAAAUGAAAUUGCGUCCACGAACCAAUAUUGCAAAUUUGACAAUGAGCUUCUUACUCUAUUUACAUCUUCCUUGUAUCUCGCGGCAUUAGUUGCUUCUUUCUUUGCUUCCAUAACUACAAGGAAGUUAGGACGCAAGGCCUCAAUGUUUGCGGGUGGCUUAUUUUUCCUAGUUGGUGCACUUCUGAAUGGGUUUGCUGCCAAUAUUGAAAUGCUUAUCAUCGGCCGCAUGUUGCUUGGUUUUGGUGUAGGAUAUUGUAAUCAGUCAGUUCCUGUGUAUUUAUCUGAAAUGGCUCCACCAAAAAUUAGAGGUGCACUCAACAUUGGAUUUUCAAUGAUGAUCACAAUUGGAAUUCUCGGUGCAAACCUUAUCAAUUAUGGAACAUCCAAUCUUAAGAAUGGAUGGAGAAUUUCAUUAGGUGUUGGAGCUGUCCCUGCAGUCAUGUUGUGUAUAGGAUCUUUUUUUUUAGGUGACACACCAAACUCAAUGAUUGAAAGGGGUCAAAAAGAAGGAGCUAAAAAAAUGCUGCAAAAGAUUCGUGGCAUUGAUAAUGUUGAUGAGGAGUUUCAAGAUCUAAUUAAUGCAAGUGAGGAAGCCAAAAAAGUGGAGCACCCGUGGAGGAAUUUUGUACAACCAAGUUAUAGGCCUCAACUCAUUUUUUGCUCCUUCAUUCCAUUUUUCCAACAACUCACUGGCAUCAAUGUUAUCAUGUUUUAUGCACCCGUCCUUUUCAAAACCUUGGGUUUUGAAAACGACGCAUCCCUCAUGUCAGCAGUAAUUACCGGAGGUGUCAACGUAGUUGCUACUUUUAUUUCCAUUUUUACGGUAGACAAGUUUGGAAGAAGGGCUUUGUUUCUUGAAGGUGGUAUCCAGAUGUUAAUAUGUCAGAUUGCUGUUGGAAGUUUGAUCGCAAUGAAGCUUGGAGUUAGUGGUGAAGGCUCAUUCACAAAAAGUGAAGCGAAUCUUCUUUUAUUUUUUAUAUGUGCAUAUGUUGCAGCGUUUGCAUGGUCAUGGGGUGCGUUGGGAUGGUUGGUGCCUAGUGAAAUAUGCGCUCUUGAAGUUCGUUCUGCAGGUCAAGCUACCAAUGUUGUUGUAAACAUGUUGUUCACCUUUAUCAUUGCUCAGAUUUUUCUUAGUUUGCUUUGUGUUUUGAAGUUUGGACUUUUCUUCUUCUUUGCUGGAUUUGUGCUCAUCAUGACAAUUUUCAUUGCCUUGCUUCUUCCUGAGACAAACAACGUUCCUAUUGAAGAAAUGAAUAUAUUAUGGACAUCCCAUUGGUUAUGGAAACAAUUUGUUCGUGAUGUUGUCCCCAAACAUGAGCGAAAGGAUAGUAAUUGACAGCAUGUGAAACCAUGACUUUGUACAAAAAAUUAAUGUACCUAAAGUUUGGUCAGCAAAAUGAUGCAAAAAACUUGAUGUUCUGUUCAAAUUGAGCAUAAAAAAAAUCAACUUUACAUGUACCCAAAUAAAAAAUGUAUCAAUGCCUAACUUGAAGCAGUGUUGAAAACCUGGACAGUAAGAAAUUGUUGUGUUUACAAAUUUUCUGAGCAAUCAUAUUUUUGUACAAAUGUAUAUACAUGAAUAUGCGGCAGUCUUUAGUGGAGAA
Molecule: messenger RNA, 2034 nt
Organism: Vicia villosa (hairy vetch)
Lineage: Eukaryota; Viridiplantae; Streptophyta; Magnoliopsida; Fabales; Fabaceae
Product: sugar transport protein 10-like
Exons: 4
Coding region: 234-1766 (510 amino acids)
Biological process (GO): monosaccharide transmembrane transport
Cellular component (GO): membrane
Molecular function (GO): monosaccharide transmembrane transporter activity
Source: RefSeq, a predicted model, not a curated record